AUGGUAUUGAUAAAGGAGGAGCAAAUUGAAGGUUCAAAGGUUCGAGAGAAUGGAACAACUGGAGGACCUGGAUUUGCUGAUAUUGAAUUCACGACCAAUAAAGGGGCCAUGGAUACACCUGUCAUGUCCAUCAGUGUGGUGGAUGAAGAUGGGAAUGACAGCGAGAUAUCGGGAGAGGAAUAUCAAGAGGAGAGUGAAGUUGAUUACACACGCAACUACUGGGAGGAUGAGGACGAUAUCUACCAGGAGUUUGAGGAGCUGGACUUUGAGGCUCUGCCGGAUCGCUCGGACAUGCGGAGCAUCGCCUCGGACGACUCCUUCUAUCCCCCAGACAAUUCACUCACGUCGGACAUGUACCGCUCACCAAGCCCUGAGUCCAUCUCCUUCUUCAAGGCGUGCUGCAACAACAACUCCAUCAUCGUCAAGAUCAUGAUCAGACAAGGAAUGAGCGAGGAGGAAGUGUGGGAGACAGAUAGGAACAGAAGAUCUGGCCUGAUCGUGGCGUGUUACCAUGGCUACUUGGAUGUGGUCAUCGCCCUCUCUCAGUGCCCGUUCCUGGAUGUCAACUGGCAGGAUAAUGAGGGCAACACUGCUCUGAUCACGGCAGCGCAAGCAGGUCAUCUGUACAUCUGCACCUAUCUGCUGAACUACUUCCCUGGGUUGGACGUUGAGAGAAGGAACUGUCACGGUUUCACAGCUCUGAUGAAGGCGGCCAUGCAGGGUCGAGCUGAGUGUACUCGGACUCUCAUGCUGGAUGGAGGUGAUAUUCAGGCCCGGGACAACAGCCGCGGUCUGACUCCCAGGGAGUGGGCUCUGUUCACUGGUCGCUAUGAGACAGCCAACCUGAUGGACCGUCUGAUGCAGAAGCCCUGUGCCGAGCAGUUCUGUGACUCCUUCGCUCUGGAGUGGCCCAUACUGGAGGAGCUGGUGGACCAGGCCCGAGCACCAAACUCCUGCUGGAGGCGUUUGAUCAACAUUCUCUCCUGCUGCCCUUAUAGGUUUUACAUCAACAACAAGGUAAAGCCUGUGGAUGAGGGUGUUCUCGACCACAUGGUCCAGAUCACCACCGGUCUCUCCAGCCCGCUCAUUGCCAUAUCCUGCAGAACAGUGUGCCCGGGCAGCACCCCCUGCAUCGGGAGGCGCCGUCAUGCCGUGCAGGAGAUUCUGAGGAGGCACCGUGUGGCUCAGCUGAAACACUUGGGACCGGACAGACUGAACAACUAUAAGAGAUUAUUCCAGAACUCACAGGUCCUCCUCAUUCCCAAGGAGAGGGAUCGGAGGGCCAGCCUGCAGCCCCAGCUGCUCAGUGACAUGGCCAUGGCGUCCUCUGUGGCCUUUAGGCGAGCCAGUCUCCUGCCACUCAAUAUGCUGAGAAGGAGCAGCGUGCGGCCGGGCAUCACGGUGCCCAAAGUGAGGCUCUGCAAGGCCCCGGCUCCGAGCUUUAUACCAGACAAACGCCGAAUGAACAGGAACCACAACGAGCUGCAGAUUCCCAAGUGGGAUUACAAGAUGAAGAGAAUAGAGAGGAGGCAGGAGCAGGAGAGGCAGACACUGUUAUCUCUGACCAGGAGGAGGUGA
This is a messenger RNA of Limanda limanda (common dab), 1578 nucleotides long. Its product is annotated as ankyrin repeat domain-containing protein 33B-like. The record is from RefSeq and is a predicted model, not a curated record. The coding region runs from base 1 to 1578 and encodes 525 amino acids. Gene Ontology annotation, molecular function: protein binding. The transcript is spliced from 5 exons. NCBI's taxonomy places the organism in Eukaryota, Metazoa, Chordata, Actinopteri, Pleuronectiformes, Pleuronectidae.